AGGCCCUCUUUCGGCGGAACUCCACGGUGCAGAUCCCUUCGCUAAACACAGACGGCAGCAGAGGUUUCGUCCUCCGGCUAACGGCUACUACUAUGGCGUCAACCGAGAUAGCGAGGCAAGCGGGUGAAGGUGCUCGGGCUGUCCCUCUGGCAGGCCAUGUCGGCUUUGACAGCAUGCCUGACCAGCUGGUCAACAAGUCUGUCAACCACGGAUUCUGCUUUAACAUCCUCUGUGUUGGUGAGACGGGUCUGGGGAAGUCCACCCUUAUGGACACAUUGUUCAACACCAAGUUUGAGGGUGAGCCCACUCAGCACAACCAGCCGGGAGUCACACUCAAGUCCAACACCUAUGAACUCCAGGAGAGUAACGUGCGCCUCAAACUCACUGUUGUCAACACCGUUGGCUUCGGGGACCAGAUCAACAAAGAAGACAGCUACAAGUCUAUUGUGGAGUUCAUUGAUGCCCAGUUUGAAGCAUAUCUACAGGAGGAGCUUAAAAUCAAACGCACGCUACACAGCUACCACGACACUCGCAUCCAUGCAUGUCUGUACUUCAUCGCUCCCACAGGACACUCACUCAAAUCCCUGGACUUGGUGACCAUGAAGAAACUUGACAGCAAGGUCAAUAUUAUUCCAAUCAUUGCCAAGUCAGACGCCAUCUCCAAGAGCGAGCUGGCCAAGUUCAAAAUCAAAAUCACGAGUGAGCUGGUGAGCAACGGAGUGCAGAUCUACCAGUUCCCCACUGAUGAUGAGUCUGUGGCAGAGAUCAACUCCACCAUGAAUAGCCAUUUGCCAUUCGCUGUGGUGGGGAGCACAGAGGAAGUAAAGAUCGGGAACAAGAUGGUGAAGGCCCGGCAGUACCCCUGGGGAACGGUGCAGGUGGAAAAUGAGAAUCACUGUGACUUUGUCAAACUGCGAGAAAUGCUGAUCAGAGUGAACAUGGAGGACCUGCGAGAGCAGACUCACACACGUCAUUAUGAGCUCUACCGCCGCUGCAAACUGGAGGAGAUGGGCUUUAAGGACACAGACCCUGACAGCAAGCCCUUCAGUCUUCAGGAGACAUAUGAAGCUAAGAGGAAUGAGUUCAUGGGUGAGCUGCAGAAGAAAGAAGAAGAAAUGAGGCAAAUGUUCGUCCAAAGAGUCAAAGAGAAGGAGGCUGAGCUCAAAGAGGCAGAGAAAGAGUUGCACGAGAAGUUUGACCGUUUGAAGAAGCUUCACCAGGAUGAGAAAAAGAAAGUGGAGGAGAAGAAGAAGUCUCUGGACGACGAGCUCAACAUGUUCAAACAGAAAAAGACUGCUGCAGAGCUCUUGCAGAACCAAGCCCAGCAGGCAGGGGGCUCCACCACACUCAAGAGGGACAAAGAGAGGAAAAAUAAUCCCUGGCUCUGCACUGAGUAGGUCCUCAGCCCUCAAGCUUUGCUAAGGGACCAGCCUUUGUGGGUACAGAGUACCUCAAAUGUGACCAGAGGCUUUGUGGACCCCAUCCUUCAGGGUUUCUUAAUCAUUACCUGCUCUGCUAUAAUAUUGAUUAAUGUGUAUUUGUGUUUCACUGCAGCUCUAACCUCACCGUCUGCGAUCUAAUUCUUGCUUUAUUGCCUCUGCUUAUGUUUUUAUGUGUACUGUUGUUUUUUUGCUGUGACUAACAUUUUUUCCACGUCAGUUGUGAUGUAGAUUACAUUCUCACUUGUUCGUUUGAAUAUUAUUCACAUUCACAAGACAAUUAGGUGGAAUUAUAACUAUAUAAUUUAUAAUUUAUCAGUGGGCACAAUAUAAUCAUGAUUUUUUUUGCUUGGACAACUCUGACCCCAGGGAUUUCACCACCUAACUUUGUAUUUAUGAUCUUCCUGAUAUCAGAUGCACUUUUCAAUCUCAAGCCUGACUCGUGUUUUUGUAAUCGUUUCUGCUUUGCCACCUCUCUAACUGCCGGCUUUCUUUCUCUUUGUCUCUUUAGCUUCUUUUAAUCUGUCUUGACCACCUGAAGAGGGGAUUGCAGCUUCAGCAAGAACUAAGCACCCUUUACCUCUUCCUGUUUUUCUCGCUGUAUGAACCUUUUUUAUUCUCCCCAUUGCAUCUCCUUUUGUUGAAUAUGGCCUUAUGUGGACUGGCAUGGUAUUUCUGACCACCUAAUGAAGCUCUAAACCCAGUCAGGUUGGGGGGGGGGCCGGGUACAGUUUAAAUCUGCUAUUAUGUCUUAAUGUAUAUAAAGAGACUCUUGUCGUUAAUAGAAGUCAUCGGUUGGGGUUCAUACCUUUACAGGACUCGUAGGUUAAAUCAUUAUUUGAUCUUUACUUGAAACAGAAUAGCAAUGACCUGCGCUAUGCACUCAUCCUUUCAAUAUGAUUCUUAAUACAAAGCUAAAAAGAAUAAAACGCUUGCUGAUUUAAAAACAAACUCAUCAAGGACAGAAGCACUUAAUGCACUAUGUGUAAUGUGUUAUGAAGUAUAAUGAGUAGUCAUGUUGUUUUCUUCAACCUAGUUCAGUUUAAAAAUCUGCCGCUUCCAAAUGAAAUGGCAAAAUUAAAUUAGAGGUUAUAAUCAUGCAAAAGCCAAAGCAAUAUUUUAUAUUUAGCACUUCAUUUGAUGGAGCCCAUGUUUACAUGUCACUGUUGAAUACCAUGGAGGUCACAUGUAAUGGCCUUUUAUUAUUACACACUGUGCUUUAAUAUUCACCGGCCUAUUCUAUAUUUUGCAUGCAUCUUUUUAUUUCAUUACUGCUGUGAUCUUUGACCUUUUGACCUGCUUGUUUUUAUCCCCCAAUAACUCAGUUUUACAGUCUAUUUGAACUUCAUUGCUGUUUUCUUCAAAUGGUGCAUAUUAUUAAUGUAUAUUUGCUCUGUCCUAUGAUUUCAGCUCCCCUUUUGCCAAAUAUUAGUAUAAAGUGGAGUUGAACUGAAUCCCAAGAUAGGAGUAUUAAAAAUACUCAUGCAUUUAUAUAAUUUAUAAGGAUAUAUUUUGUGUAUUGAAGUGGAGACUUGUUGUUUAUUACCUAUGAUCUUUGGACGUGAAUCUGAGUGUAAAGUAACAUUUUGGUGUCAGAAAAUGCCAUACAUUUUUCUAGUAUCAGUCAUCACCUCUUGUAGUCAAAAACUCUCCCACACCACAAAUUAUUCAGUAUCUUACUUUAGUUUGAUUCCAUUGAUGUACAUUUUCAAUAAAAAAAUAUGAUCCAAACAUA
Dicentrarchus labrax (European seabass) is the source of this 3174-nucleotide messenger RNA. It is a transcript of the gene septin6, whose product is annotated as septin 6. Bases 93 to 1397 code for a protein of 434 amino acids. Gene Ontology annotation, cellular component: septin ring; septin complex; microtubule cytoskeleton. Gene Ontology annotation, biological process: cytoskeleton-dependent cytokinesis; cilium assembly. The transcript has 10 exons. NCBI's taxonomy places the organism in Eukaryota, Metazoa, Chordata, Actinopteri, Moronidae. Gene Ontology annotation, molecular function: GTP binding; molecular adaptor activity; GTPase activity. The record is from RefSeq and is a predicted model, not a curated record.